Molecule: messenger RNA, 903 nt
Organism: Trichomonas vaginalis G3
Lineage: Eukaryota; Parabasalia; Trichomonadida; Trichomonadidae
Product: protein serine/threonine kinase protein
Exons: 1
Coding region: 1-903 (300 amino acids)
Biological process (GO): protein phosphorylation
Molecular function (GO): ATP binding; protein kinase activity
Source: RefSeq, a predicted model, not a curated record
AUGGAGGAAAUAGAUCAGGAUUUUUUAAAGGUUCUUAGAGAGCAUGGCUAUGAAUAUUUAUCGUUGGUAGGCAGUGGUGGAUUUGGUAAAGUAUAUUUAGUACAAUCUGAAAAAUAUAACCAACCAUUUGCGUGCAAAGUCGGAAAGAAUUUUAGAGGCCUUGGGGAAGAGAUUAAAUUACUCUCAAAUAUUUUAAACCAGUUUAUUAUACAGAUUUACGAUUGGUUUAAAUUUGGCGAUAACAUUGGUGCUAUACUAGAUUAUUGUCCAAAUGGGACUAUAAGAGAUUACAUUUUUAAACACGGACCUUUAAAUUGCGAUCAAAUGCAGCAAGUUAUACAUUCUUUAUUUACUGCAAUACAAGUAUGCCAUUCUCGCAAUAUAGUUCAUAGGGAUAUUAAACCUUCAAAUAUAUUAAUUGAUACUCAUGGUUAUUUAAAACUUUCUGAUUUUGGCUUGUCUAUGGUUGUUGAAAGAGGAACCCUCAUCACAACAACAUCUGGAUCGACUCCAUUCAUGGCUCCAGAGAUGUUUAGCCAAAAAGAAUUUGAUCCUUUUGCGGCAGAUAUAUGGGCUAUCGGAGUAACACUUUUUGUUAUGUUAACAGGCAUUCUACCAUGGAUAGCGAAAGAUAAAGUAACAUUAAUUGAAGAAAUAAAGAAAGGUUUUAAUCAUCCGCUGAAAUUCCGAGAAGAUGAGGUUUCCAAAAUAAUUACUAGAUGCCUAAUUGUUGAUCCAACAAAACGACCCACAAUUGAUCAGUUAGUUGAGAGAAUGAAUUUCUGUAAAGAGAAAAUCGCACUGUCAACUUUCGUUAGAACCCCAAGAAGAACUAAGACAUUUUUCCAGAACUGCGCAACUAGACUGGUUCGAAGGAAUUCACCGGUUGUUUUCCCAUAUUAA